AUGGUUCUGCGUGGCCGCGAAGUUUUCGACGCUUCUCAUGAGAUUUUCCUGGUGGAAACUGGCUGUGAUGACUUUCAAGUCAUCAUAACGGAAAUGGAAGGAUGUGGAACCGUAUAUCAUUCCGAACUUGUAGUUGAUCGAAAGGAUUUGAUGAUGAUGACCUUGAUCUCUUUCCCCGAAGUGAGGAAAACAUAUUCUUUGGCACACAAAAAAAUAUCAGCCUUGGAUGACCUGGAGGCAACCAUUAGAAAGAAUGCCAAGUUGAUUUCGAAAAUUCUGAGGGGAAAGCUGGGCUACGACAAAAAAAAGGGCGCCUCAUCUUUUGAGUGGCGGACAUUCCUGGGCUCUGUUGACACGCUUCCUGAACCGGCUCGACCGCUUAUUCUAUCUUCCCGUGCAUACGUGUACCCGAGCGGAAGCCGGAUUCCGCCUCGCACGCAGCGAAUGAUUGGGCUUCAAGUGGUGUUGGCAGGGAUUUCUCCGUAUCUUUUUUGUUGUUGUUGCUUUUUUCAAGGCCUCGAGAAUGUGGGGCGUCGCAAGGAAGAUGAAGCACUACUAAGCAAAGUGGAUCGAUUAAUCUUCGGGAAUCUGUCGCGACGUCGGAUGGGGAAACACCCGGGAAACCGGAUGCAUGAUCGUUUUCGUGUGCCUUUCGUAGUGGUUUUUGCCGCGAACAUGAAAUUUCCCGCGGGUGCUUAUUGUGACGAUGGCUACACUAACAGGGUUUGUGUAGAAAUCGAGAUUGAUCAUCUUCCGGGUGGCGGCCCUUUUUCCUCAAUGGCUCCUUGGCCUCCGAAUUUGAAGUCGUUUUUCUCGCCAGGGAAGCGGAAAAAAUACCCAGAGGUCCUUCAGGGGUUAAAUCGGGAUCUCGGGCCAGUUAUAUACCCGGGUGUGAAAUUGCGCACCCCGACGAGUCGUGAUGCCCGCGCUGUGCAUUGCCGCGCCUUGCGCAAGACCCUCAACCGCGACCAGCACGUCCCUCCCAGAGAGCGACGUGCCGGGAGAGGAGCAGACAGGUUGAACCGAGCGUUGGAACUCGGGGACAUGGUCAGAAGGCCCGCUAGCGUGUGUGUGGCGCGGUCAGGGCUGGUGCUCUGGGCUGUCUGUGUGCCCGUGUGCAGUGCAUCGUAG
Notodromas monacha is the source of this 1131-nucleotide messenger RNA. NCBI's taxonomy places the organism in Eukaryota, Metazoa, Arthropoda, Ostracoda, Podocopida, Cyprididae. The record is from the annotation of a GenBank genome assembly.